AUGACCAAAGACCACCCCCAAAACCACACCCAAACACACUCCCUCACCUCCCCCGAAACCUUCUGGUCUCACCAAGCCGAUCAACUUCAUUGGCACAAGAAACCCGCCACCGUCCUCCAAAAGACAACCAAACAACUCCCUUCUGGUAUCUCUCACGACCACUGGGCCUGGUUCCCUGACGGCGAGAUCUCCACAUGCUACAACUGCAUCGAUCGUCACGUCCUUGCUGGCAGGGGGGAUGCUCCUGCCAUCUUGUAUGACAGCCCGGUCACGAACAAGAAGGAGACAUACACCUAUGCCAGGUUACUCGACGAGGUGGAGAUCUUUGCGGGUGUGCUGAGAGAGGAGGGGGUGAAGAAGGGGGAUGUGGUGCUUGUUUAUAUGCCCAUGAUACCUGCUGCCCUGAUCGGAAUUCUAGCUAUCAAUCGUCUUGGUGCGAUCCAUGCCGUUGUGUUUGGCGGUUUUGCUUCUGGGGCACUGGCCCAAAGAAUUGAGGCUUCGAAGCCGGUUGCUAUCCUGACUGCUUCUUGCGGGAUAGAGGGGAAUAAGGGGCCGAUUGGGUACCAGGGUUUUGUGGAGGACGCGAUGAAGAUUUCGAACGAGCUGCCAUGGCGACCCAUUGAUAGAGCGAAUGGCCAACGAAAAUGGCAGGCCCUGGUCAAGAGCUGCCGUGCUAGAGGUUGGCGAGCGGCGUGUGUUCCUGUCAAGUCGACAGAUGGCGUCUACAUCAUCUACACCAGUGGCACGACGGGUCUGCCAAAGGGUGUGCUGAGAGAAGCUGGCGGCCAUGCCGUCGGUCUGCACCUGAUGAUCUCGUAUCUCUUUGGUGUCCAUGGUCCUGGUGAUGUGAUGGGAUGCUACAGCGAUAUUGGCUGGGUCGUCUCUCACAGCUAUACUUUAUACGGCCCCCUCUUGACCGGCGCUGCAACCGUCUUAUAUGAGGGCAAGCCAGUCGGCACCCCUGAUGCCUCGGCCUUCUGGCGUCUGGCCGAAGAGUACAAGAUCAACACCAUGUUCACUGCCCCCACCGCCCUCCGCGCAAUCCGCAAAGAAGAUCCGGAUAACAUCCAUUUCUCUCGUGUUGGUGAGCGCGGAGGUCUCAAGAACCUUCGAGCACUAUUCCUGGCCGGCGAAAGAUCAGAACCAUUCAUCAUCACCAUGUAUCAGGACCUGCUAGCCAAACAUGCUGCACCUGGCGCACUGGUGAUCGACAACUGGUGGUCAUCCGAAUCCGGCUCCCCCAUCUCGGGCAUCGCUCUCGUGCCCCAUGCAGGUCAUGACAGAGCCAACCCCACCUCCUCUGCCUCACACCCACCGCUGAAGAUAAAACCUGGUUCGGCAGGCAAAGCUAUGCCUGGAUUUGAUGUCCGCGUCGUGUCUGACUCUGGUGAACCUCUACCACCAAACACCAUGGGCAAUAUUGUCCUAGGCCUCCCACUUGCCCCUACUGCCUUCAGGACUCUGUGGGGAGAUGAGGAAAGGUUCUACAAGGGUUACCUCAAACGCUUCGACGGGAAGUACAUAGACACCGGUGACGCAGGUGUCAUUGAUGAGGAUGGCUACAUCCAUAUCAUGGCACGCUCAGACGACAUCAUCAAUGUGGCUGCUCAUCGGUUGUCCACUGGCCAACUGGAGCAAGCUAUCACCACCCACCCUGACGUCACGGAAGCAUGUGUGGUUGGCAUCCCUGACGCACUGAAGGGGCAGAUGCCGUUUGCUUUCAUCAGCACUUCCCACGGAGCGGCAACUACAAAAGAGAAGAAGGAGAAACUGUUUCAGGAGAUACAGAUCCUGGUCAGGAAGCAAGUGGGUGCUAUUGCGAGUUUGGGGGGGAUGAUUGAGGGUAAGGGGAUGAUUCCCAAGACGAGGUCAGGGAAGACGCUGAGGAGGGUGUUGAAGGAGUUGUUGGAGAAUGCGGUGCAUGGGGAGGUGGACAAGGAGUUGAAUGUUCCCAGUACGGUGGAGGAUAUGGGGGUUGUGGAGGUGGCGAGGGGGAAGGUGAGGGAGUACUUUGCGGAGUUGGAGAGGAAGGGGGAGAGGCAUGCGAGCAUUGAGGGGAGGGAGAAGGCGAAGCUUUAG
This is a messenger RNA of Podospora anserina S mat+, 2079 nucleotides long. RefSeq lists its product as uncharacterized. Lineage: Eukaryota; Fungi; Ascomycota; Sordariomycetes; Sordariales; Podosporaceae. The transcript has 4 exons. Bases 1 to 2079 code for a protein of 692 amino acids. The record is from RefSeq and is a predicted model, not a curated record.